GUUUUAAAAAGUCAGUGUUUCUUGUCAGUGCACUUUGUUCGGGUGCUCAAUCUACCCAGGUAUGUAAAAAUUACCUUGUGUUACAUUUCAUGACCUAAAUCCGUAUAACACCACAUCAAGAAAUCAGCGAUGUGAUAUGUUGAAGGUAUUUAGUCGGGUAGGUGAUGGUAAAUAUGGUUUUAGCCAUAUUCUGGCUGAAAUAGAAGCUCUCUUGUCUGGCGCCGACGCCUGACCAUCCAUAUGGAGCCCCUUCCCAACAACGCCCAAGAUGUUGCACGCUGCAGUCUGUGUGAAACUGCCGCCUUGUUGUUCUGUGAAGUUUGUGACAUUAAUUUAUGUAAAAAAUGUGCAGACGAUCAUCUAUUUGAUGCAUCAAAAGUUCACAGUGUGGUUUCACUAAAACAACACUGUACAACUGAAAAUUAUCCAAAAUGUGGAGAACACGUCACCAAACCAUGUGAGCUUCACUGCGAGCAAUGUGAUGUUCCUAUCUGUGUGAAAUGUGUGACACAGCGGCAUUCUGGUCAUCGUAUUGUCGACUUUUCAGAAAACCUCCAAGAAAAGAAAGACACCGACGGAGAACGUCUUUCUGAGCAGACUGAUUCUCUGUCGUCGUCCUCGUCAUCUUCAACAGAAGAUGUAUAUACAAACCCGUUCCUGCAGGAAGCCGCCGAGUUCUUUCACCCAAACAGGUCAUCUUUAGAUACAUAUACGGUCGUGGCUGCUAUAGAUACAUCCAAGGUCAUUGCAGCUAUAGAUACAUCCAAGGUAACUGCAGUAAUAGAUACAGGGCAUAUCCAUCUAAAUAUUGUGGCUUGUCUGAACGAUGAAAAUAUUUGGACCUGUGGCAAUGACAAAAUGAUAAGACUUUACAACCUGCAGGGAGAACAGGUAAAUUCAGUAAAAACCAAGUCGGGCAACAGACCAGAAGACAUUGCAGUGGACCUGGGUGGUGAUCUUAUUUAUAUCGAUUACAGUGACAGAACUGUAAACAUAGUGCAGAAUACACUAACAGAUUGCACUUUCAUCAGAUUACAAGGGUGGAGUCCUCGCAGUGUCUGUAGUACCGUCUCUGGUGACCUCUUGGUAAUCAUGGACAGCGAUGAUGAAAAAACAAAAAUGGUGCGCUACUCUGGUUCCACAGAGAAGCAACAGAUUCAAUUUAAUGACAAAGGCCAAUCUCUCUUUUCAUCCGGUGGUAUCUUAUGUUGUUGUGAGAACCAGAAUCUGGAUAUCUGUGUGUCAGACUGUGACGCAUAUUUAGUAGUGGUCGUCAAUCAGGGCGGGAAACUCCGAUUUAUGUACACAGGUUCUCCCUCUACUACCAAGCAAUCGUUCAGUCCGCGCGGCAUAACCGGAGACGGCCAAAGUCAGAUCUUGAUAGCAGAUUUCAACAAUAAUUGUAUCCACAUCCUGGAUCAGGACGGACAAUUCCUCCGCUACAUUGACAACUGUGGUCUACAAGGUCCGUGGGGUUUGUGUGUGGACACCAGAGACAACCUCUUCGUGGCCGAGUGCUACACUUGUAAAGUUAAAAAAAUCCAAUAUCGUUCGUGAUUUUCCUUAGGUUGCUGAAAUCGAUAAACGGAGCAUGUAGAUUUCAGUCCUUUCAGUUUCUCCAGAGCUAUGAAUUGCAACCAUUUUCCCGAAGAAAUACAUAUUCCAGCGUCUUUGUCUAAGAUAAAAAUACGAAUCGAUUUUUGUAAUAUAUUUUCCAAUACAUUUCAAUAACAAUUUUAAUAUUCAAUCGUAUAAAUUGCUGUAAAUAUAAGCAAUAAGGAAGCAUUCGUUGGCUAUUAGGAGGUGAUCACGGUCGGGGCUUUUCACACAAUAUACCCAAAGAAUGUGUCAUUGUCAAGAUGGAGAGGUGACUAAUUAUGCACUUUUUCAAAAUGUUUUUAGAGGAUAAAAAAAAACAGUCCAUUAAUAUGACAAUGUUGUUUCAAACACUACUUUAAAUGCUAAUUAUUGCAUGGCUCACUGGUUUCGUUCUGGAUUAGUGACUAAAAACACGCAGUGCUUUGCGUUCAAAUCCUACUGGUGAAACCUUUUUUUUUUUAACUUUUUGGUUUUUAAAUGUAUGUUGAUAAACAUGUUGUUGAAUUUUAGAAUAUCGGUAUACUUUAAUUUGUCAUUAUUGAUUUCUGCCGUGUGAACACUAUUUUCUGUUAUUAUAACUAGUUUAAUAAGAUAUGUAUAAAAUAUUUAAGCAUUUAAUGCUUAUUUUUGGAUGUCGUCGGUCCUAUGACACACCCUGAAUGCGGUGCAGACAAAUUGAAUACAGUGCGUUAGCGCGGUAUUAUAAUUUACUGUCUGCACCGCAUUGGUGUGUCAUAGAUUUGAUUUGAACAUAUUUUAUUGUGUAAAUUACACAAAAGGAUUGGAA
Messenger RNA from Magallana angulata, 2386 nucleotides. RefSeq names its product tripartite motif-containing protein 2-like. The transcript is spliced from 2 exons. Gene Ontology annotation, cellular component: chromatin; nucleoplasm. The record is from RefSeq and is a predicted model, not a curated record. Gene Ontology annotation, biological process: positive regulation of DNA-templated transcription. Bases 241 to 1557 code for a protein of 438 amino acids. Gene Ontology annotation, molecular function: ubiquitin-protein transferase activity; zinc ion binding; protein binding. Lineage: Eukaryota; Metazoa; Mollusca; Bivalvia; Ostreida; Ostreidae.